Danio rerio (zebrafish) is the source of this 5448-nucleotide messenger RNA. Lineage: Eukaryota; Metazoa; Chordata; Actinopteri; Cypriniformes; Danionidae. The record is from RefSeq and is a predicted model, not a curated record.
UUUCACAAAGUGCACUUCCCUAUUGCUCACGGAGCAAGCAGACAUGGCGAGUCAAGUUGCAGUUCGUUUUGUGGAUAAUAAUGUCAACAUGGCCCAGUGGAAUCAGUUGCAGCAGUUGGAGACGCGGUAUCUGGAGCAGCUGUAUCACCUGUACAGCGACAGCUUCCCCAUGGAGCUCCGACAGUUCUUGGCCCCCUGGAUCGAGAGCCAGGACUGGGCGUAUGCGGCCAACAAGGAGUCUCACGCCACGCUGGUCUUCCACAACCUGCUGGGCGAGAUCGAUCAGCAGUACAGCCGCUUCCUGCAGGAGAACAACGUCCUGUACCAGCACAACCUGCGGCGCAUCAAGCAGCACCUGCAGAGCAAGUAUCUGGAGAAGCCCAUGGAGAUUGCCCGCAUCGUGGCCCGCUGCCUGUGGGAAGAGCAGCGUCUACUGCAGACGGCCACCACUGCACAGCAGGAUGGCCAGGUUGCCCAUCCCACUGGCACUGUGGUGACAGAAAAACAGCAGAUACUGGAACACAACCUGCAGGACAUCAGGAAGAGAGUACAGGACAUGGAGCAGAAGAUGAAAAUGUUGGAGAAUCUGCAGGAUGAUUUUGAUUUCAACUACAAAACUCUUAAGAGUGCUGGAGAGCUGUCCCAGGACCUGAAUGGAAACAGCCAGGCAGCAGCCACCAGACAGAAGAUGUCUCAGCUGGAGCAGAUGCUAAGCGCUCUAGAUCAGCUCAGGAGGCAAAUAGUCACUGAGAUGGCAGGACUGCUGUCUGCCAUGGACUUUGUGCAGAAGAAUCUGACAGAUGAAGAGCUGGCCGACUGGAAGAGGAGACAGCAGAUCGCUUGCAUCGGUGGGCCACCAAACAUCUGCCUGGACCGCUUGGAGACAUGGAUUACUUCUUUGGCUGAGUCACAGCUGCAGAUAAGACAGCAGAUCAGAAAACUGGAGGAGCUUCAGCAGAAGGUCUCGUAUAAAGGGGACCCCAUUAUUCAGCACCGUCCAGCUCUGGAGGAGAAGAUCGUAGAUCUUUUCCGCAACCUUAUGAAAAGUGCAUUUGUUGUGGAGAGGCAGCCUUGCAUGCCCAUGCACCCUGACCGACCCCUUGUCAUCAAAACAGGAGUUCAGUUUACCACCAAAGUCAGGUUACUUGUGAAAUUCCCAGAGUUGAAUUACCAGCUCAAAAUCAAAGUGUGUAUUGACAAGGAGUCAGGUGACGUGGCAGCCAUUCGAGGUUCACGCAAGUUCAACAUCCUUGGCACUAACACUAAGGUGAUGAACAUGGAGGAAUCCAACAAUGGCAGCCUGUCAGCAGAGUUCAAACAUCUGACUCUACGAGAGCAGAGAUGUGGCAAUGGAGGCCGAACCAAUAGUGAUGCCUCUCUGAUAGUGACCGAAGAGUUGCAUCUGAUCACAUUCGAGACAGAAGUCUACCACCAAGGACUUAAGAUCGACCUUGAGACGCACUCUCUCCCGGUGGUGGUCAUCUCUAAUAUCUGUCAAAUGCCAAACGCAUGGGCCUCCAUCCUGUGGUACAACAUGCUGACCAACCAUCCCAAGAACGUGAAUUUCUUCACCAAACCUCCUGUAGGAACAUGGGAUCAGGUGGCGGAGGUGCUCAGCUGGCAGUUCUCGUCCACAACCAAAAGAGGACUUACUAUUGAGCAGCUCACCACACUUGCAGAGAAACUUCUGGGUCCCUGUGUAAACUACUCCGGUUGCCAGAUCACAUGGGCUAAGUUCUGCAAAGAAAACAUGGCAGGAAAAGGUUUCUCAUUCUGGGUGUGGCUGGACAACAUUAUUGACCUGGUGAAGAAAUAUAUUUUGGCCUUAUGGAAUGAAGGGUAUAUUAUGGGUUUCAUCAGUAAAGAAAGAGAGAGAGCAAUCCUGAGUCCAAAGCCUCCUGGGACGUUUCUGCUGCGCUUCAGUGAAAGCAGCAAAGAGGGAGGAAUCACAUUCACGUGGGUCGAGAAGGACAUCAAUGGUAAGACCCAGAUUCAGUCGGUUGAACCGUACACUAAGCAGCAGCUCAACAGCAUGUCUUUUGCUGAGAUCAUCAUGGGCUACAAGAUCAUGGAUGCCACCAACAUCCUAGUGUCGCCGCUGGUCUACCUGUACCCCGACAUUCCCAAAGAGGAGGCGUUUGGCAAAUACUGCCGCCCUGAGGCCCAUCCAGACACUGAGUUCCCUGACACAGGAUGUGUAACUCAACCCUACCUGAAGACCAAGUUCAUCUGUGUCACCCCGUGUCCUUCUGUCUUCAUGGACUUCCCGGACAGUGAGCUGCUUGGGAACGGCUUCCCUGGGACUAACUCUGGCAACACAAGCGAUUUGUUCCCAAUGUCGCCUCGCACGCUCGACUCUCUCAUGCACAACGAAGCUGCUGAGGCCAAUCCAGGACCUCUCGAAUCCCUCACUCUGGACAUGGAGUUGAGCUCUGAUCAUGCGUCACCCAUGAGAGAAGGGUUUGCAGCCUCCACAGUCUCGGAUAUGGACACCUGCCGAAAUGCUUAGUUUUCCAAGAUUUUAGUUUCAUUUUUUUUUUUUUUUUUUUCCAUUGGGAAAAGCAAUUUUCAUGUAUAUAGUGAGCUUAGGUGCUACAACUGCUUUCUCUCUCCGAGCCAAAUUUUGCAUUUCUUUUUUUGAUUUUACAGUCAGUCAAAAGUGCAAACAAGCUAAAGUUUUCAUUUCAACCUCGACAAUACUGAAGUUGACUUUAAAAUUAAAAAAAAAAAAAUAAUAAUGGUUACACUGUAAAAAAUGCUUUUCUUGUUUAAAGUUUUUGUCUUGUUUCUAGUCCAAAUAUCUACAAAAUCUUAAAGGGCACCUAUUUUACCCCUUUUACAGGAUGUAAUAAUCUUUUGGUGUCUCUAGAAUGUGUCUGUAAAGUUUCAGCUCAAAAUACUCAUCAGAUUAUUUAUUAUAGUAACCAGAAUCUGCACAUUUCGGUGUCUGAAUACAGUGUAGCUGUUUCUGUAGCAUGUCUUUAAAUGCAAAUAAUCUACUUCUCCCCACCCACCGUUUCCACAUGCGUGUCUGCUUCUAUUACACCCCAAGACUAGGGGAAAACAACAUGGGCUUAAUAAACGGGGGAAAAAGUGUUGUGGGUGGUGGAUUUCCCAAACAAAACAAAAAACUUGAUGCAAAAGAUCCCCCUCGGACAUUCAGAUGAGAGUGGUUGAUAGAUUUAUUAUAGAAAAAUAGGCCAAAAUAACAAACAAAAGACAAAGUAAAUGAACUAAAUUACUUAUGUAUAUUUAAAGAAAAAUACAAGAAGCUUACCUUCCUCCUUAAAUAUAAACAGUCAAAAGUAAUCAAAUAAAUAGGCAGGCCACCUCUACAAGCUCAAACUCUCAAAACGUUGCAAGCAUGAACAGUUGUACAAGACUAAAGGUUGGUCGUCUGCCGGAGAGGUAGGGAAAAUCCAGAAGCUCUCCACUCCCAGCAACCCUUGCACCACAAAUGAGCUCCCCGAACCCUUCCGUAAGUUCCUUUUAAUAGGCCUCUGCGACCAGCAGUCAAUCAGAGCUUGGAUCACAUUAGAAUGGGAUUCUAUGGAAUAACAGAAAACAACAGAAAAUGCGGAACACAUGCAAGACACAUGCAAUGCGCAACAAAAAAUAAACAAAUACUUUAGUCGUAACAGCUUCUCAUCAUGCAGUACGUCAGCUAAACAGACAUCAGUGAUAGAGACAGACACUGAUAAAGCUGAAAUACAGCUCCAUUAGUCAAAAAUACCAAGUAAGUUUAUUACAUGUAUUUGUGGAGGAGUUUAUUUAAGCCUUUCUGAAAUGAUGAGUCUCACACAAAUGCCGUUUGCAGUACACACAUAUAUAUGCCGAGUACAAUUCCUGGCCGAUGCUUCCCCCUUCUCUGCUCCCCAUACUUUCCUGUCUGUUAAUCUCCACUGUCUUUAUUAACCCUAAACAUUUUAAAAAUAAUUAUUACAAACAUGCUCUGUUUUAAAAAUGUUUUAAACUGAUAAAACUUAUACAAAUCACAGAGAAUUGUAACAGAUAAUUCAGUCCCAGUUUCUUUGCAAAAAAUUGACAGUUAUUAUAGAAACAUGGUGCCUGUCAAUCAAUUCAGUGGGUGGGGAAAACUGCAUUUCUACUUGACAAUGUGGUGGGCCUCACAAUCACUAGGAUUUGGGUCCUAUUUUAACAUCAGGAAAUAUUAAAAAAACAGACUUCUUGGGUCUACAGAACUCCAAUAUGGCAGUGGACACACUAUAUCUAAACACAGUUCUGUCCAAACAGCUUCCAAAAGUUCUUUUUCAUCAUAGGUGCCCUUUAAAACAAGAAGCAUCUUCUAGACAAGUAAGAAAUUUUGUAUGUUUUCAAAAAUAUUUAGUCGAAAUUAAGUUAGAUUUUUCUGUCAAACAAGCAAAAUAAUCUGCCAUUAGGGUGAGUAAAAUGUUUUUGAUUUCAAAUUAGUAUCUUACUUAACCCAUUGGCAGAUUAUUUUGCAAAAAAUAUAAGAAUUUUUACUCAUUAUACCUAAAAGCAAAACAAUAUUUUUUAUUUGUCAAAAAAUACUACUUGAUUUAAGAUUUUUUUUAUAUAUUUGGACUAAAAUCGAGACCAAAAUUAAGCAGGAAAAAAUAUUUAAAUGUUUUAUUUUUUUAUUACAUGUUGAUUUGAAUGGUUUUAAACUUUGAAAGAGCUUUCAACAUGUUUAAACUGCAAACUUUUGGCCAUGACUGUAUUGUUGCCACAUCUAUUUUUUAGGAAUAGGAAAAAAGCCAGUCAUUUGUAUUGCAAUGAAUGUCCAGUGUGUUCGCAGACAUGAAGCAUAUUCCGAGCUGUUGGCAUAUAGAGACGGUGUUUUGAUCUUUUGAAAUGAGUAAACUUUACAGGAAUACAGAUAAUCGGCAUGAUCUUUCAUCAUAUUGAACCUAAAACUGGAUUCAGAUCUUGAUUGGGCACUCAAGCAUCAUUAAACGGUCAGAUCAUAAGUUGUAAAGUGACUUUUUAUGCAUGCACGUCUAUGAUAGCUUCGGUUUUACAUGAAUAUACUGUAUUUUAAUGUCGCUAAAAAUGUUUUACUCUUUUAUUAUAUGUCUUAGGGAAGCCCAUGGAGGAAGAUAAAUGUCUGAAUAUAUAUCUUGCGCUGAAUUUUUCGCCAUAUUACAGUGUCGCCCAUAUUUGGAUUGCAAGGUAAUUCUUGCACAGAGCCAGCAGAAAUAUAGAUACACAUCCAAAUACAUGCACAUAUACAGAAGCAGCAAUGCACACAUAUUUAUAAUUUUACUCCUUAAAUCUCUCAUCUGUUGUGUGAUCAUCAUGCAAGAUACACUUCAAAUGGAAAUAUGAUGGAAAAAAAGAUGCUUCUUUGUGUACUGUUUCUCAGUCUGUUCUUCCUCUCUCACUUUAUAGUGUGUAUACUGUUAUGUGUAUAUGCACUGCACUAUGUAUAUUCUCUUUGUUGUACAAUGAAUUCUUGAAGAGAAA